AUGGCUCAAUUAAUCGAACUGAAUGGUGUGCAAAAGUUCGAACCUCGAGGUGACAGGCAGGGACCGGAGGUGCAGGACAUUUUUUAUACCUUACCUGAUCGUGAACCCGCUGGUGAGGAAGUUUCAGCUUAUAGGGCGGCAGUAGCGGCGUUAAACAAAUAUUUCAAGGGAAAGGUGAAUGUGCCAUAUGAACGGUAUGUGUUUAGAAAUUUGGUGCAGGGAACGGACAGUAUUGAUCAUUUUAUAACGAAACUUAAACAACAGGCCAAAUUCUGUAAUUUUGGAAAUGAGGAUGAGCAGAUACCGGAUCAGAUUAUCGAGAAAUGUGCAUCACAAAAGCUCAGAAUACGCUUGUUAGAAAAAGGGCAGGAUCUUACUCUGGAUCAGCUAAGGGCUAUAGCACAAAGUCUGGAAACGUCACAGUCUCAUGCUGUGCAAAUGGAGAAAAAUUCUAUCUGCGGAAAUUCGUCGAGAACGGGUGAAAUUCACAAAAUAAGUCCAAAAAGCAAAGGGAGACGUCAGCCUAAAACUUGUUUUAAUUGCGGACGUGAAGGACACUUCGGACGUGAUAGUGAGUGCCCAGCACGCGGACAGAAAUGUAAGUCAUGCGGCAAAGUUGGACAUUUUGCAGCACGAUGCAGAUCACGUAAUGGUCAACAUGCUGGUCGGUCAAAGGGACAUAACUCUUCGGCAAAUGAUCGUCACUGA
This is a messenger RNA of Ylistrum balloti, 708 nucleotides long. RefSeq lists its product as uncharacterized. The coding region runs from base 1 to 708 and encodes 235 amino acids. The record is from RefSeq and is a predicted model, not a curated record. NCBI's taxonomy places the organism in Eukaryota, Metazoa, Mollusca, Bivalvia, Pectinida, Pectinidae. The transcript has 2 exons. Gene Ontology annotation, molecular function: zinc ion binding; nucleic acid binding.